This is a messenger RNA of Suillus clintonianus, 2273 nucleotides long. RefSeq lists its product as uncharacterized. The transcript is spliced from 14 exons. Bases 157 to 1842 code for a protein of 561 amino acids. NCBI's taxonomy places the organism in Eukaryota, Fungi, Basidiomycota, Agaricomycetes, Boletales, Suillaceae. The record is from RefSeq and is a predicted model, not a curated record.
GUAUUGAAUAUGUGCGGAGCACAGCGACAUGCAGCUCAUGCAUUGCCCGCUCGCAGAAUGACGGCGUCUUCGUGUCCCAUGGGCAGUGACUAUGUCCGGCGCGCUAUAAUACCUUGUUGAUGCAAGAGAUCAAUAUCUUGUCCACACCAGUGCGCAAUGUUAGGGAGUUGCUCAUCCAAUCCCUCUUCACACAACCUCGCUAAUUCAUCUAAGACAUCAUGCAAAUGUCCAUAUAACAAAAAACCAGGGAAAAAUCUGGUUGUUUGCAUUGAUGGAACAUCGAACACGAGCGAACAUAACAGUCACGUCUUCGAACUAUACAGCAAUAUUGUCAAUGAUGAUGAAAAACAGACAGCGUGGUACGCCACUGGUGUGGGAACGUAUGUCAGGCCCGAAGGUUUCGCGUAUGUGAAGGAGGUUUCGAAGAUAUUGGACCUGGUAAUUGCUCAUAUCAGGACAAACAUAUUGAAUGCCUAUGAAUGGCUCUCAGACAAGUACCAUGACGGUGAUAAGAUCUUCCUGUUUGGAUUUUCAAGGGGUGCAUAUCAGGUGGGGCUUAUCACAUCCGCAAACAAAGAGCAGAUACCACGUGCCUUCCAGUCUUACUGCGCCAUUAAUAGCGGGAAGUCCACGGAUAUUGAUGUUGCGAAGGAGUUCAAAAUGGAAUUCUCCAGAAGCGUAGUAAUGCAUUUCAUUGGUGUAUGGGACACUGUUUCGUCUGUUGGUGUUAACAAGACAAUGAAUUUCCCGUCAACUGCUACAUGCGAUCACGUUUGCUACUUCCGCCAGGCACUUGCGCUAGAUGAGCGCCGGGUGAAAUUUCUACCUGAGUAUGCCUACGGGGCAAUGAGCAAUCGAUCGAACUGGUUUAAAUACCAAGAGCUGGCGCUGCCUCCCACAGACGAAGGUCGUAUCAAGGAGGUUUGGUUUGCUGGCAGUCAUUCUGAUGUCGGGGGUGCCUGUUGGAAGAAAACGAGCUAUCCCCAUGACUUCCGAAACAUCCCCCUGCUAUGGAUGCUUAAAGAAGCUCAUGAGGCGGGGCUUCUCGUCAAUCCCCGCGAUGUAGCUUUCAAUUAUGAAUCUGAACCAAUUAUGGAAGCCAGAGUUACUGAUUCUCUAUGCUUCUGGUGGUGGGUGUUUGAGACGUUGCCUAUUGUACAUCUUUCCUUUAACUCCAACACGCUUAAAGCGCUACCGCACCUUGGAAGAGGGCGUAUCAUCAUGCCCGGACAAAAGAUCCACGAGUCGGUUCUAUUUCGUCCCAACUACCGACCUAAAGCACAUUUUUGGAUGAAUGUCCAGCCAUGGCCUGAAGCGGUACAGUGGAAUACAGCCUCCGCCGAGGAGCAGUUAUCACAGCUUGACUUGGAAUCGCUUCCCUUCGAAGGACUGACUGCUGAAAUUCUCGUCAUUUGUGUCCUUGACAAACAAAUGCUUGAUAGCUUGGCGUUUAUGUGUUCAUUUGAACUCGGAGUUAAAGUAGUCAAGAAAGCGAAUGCCCGUGAGACGCUGGAGGCAAUAGAGGCCAUACUGGGUGUCGACGACAAACGUAUCGCAGGCGCUAAACGUUCAAAAGACAAUUGGGGGAGAUGGCCUCCAGUAGAUUCUGAGAGGAACGGAGAAACUAAUAAGGCCAGAGAGAAACACGAUACCCGUCUCGUGCGCUUCAGUGCAUUCAUCGCGCUCUGCGAACUCGGCAUGAUCAUGAUGAUGGAGUACAUCCUAGACGACCUGUUUCAAUUUUGUUUUUCCUGGAUUAUAACUUAUGUCCUACAGAGAGUAUUACUAUCUAUGCAGGACUGGAUACGAUAUAGUCGGUGGAACCCUAGCUGGUGUCCCUAGCGCAUUAGCCUUAGGGUAAAUAACGUCCCAUUCGAAUAUUUGCGUUAAUUAACUUUUGCAGAUGUGUGGUCUUAUUUCGUUCAAGGGUUGUCCAAAUUCAUGGUAUUCGUGGACGGAGGCUCUGCUACCUGCACAUCUGCUGUAGGGCUAUCGUAUUAUGGGACCAAUACGCCUCGGUGUCCCCCUGUCAGCGAUCCGGAAUGCCCACAAAUUGAGUUCACGACUGGACACAAUUAAUCGUCCUCGAAGAUAUUGGCCAUUGAGUGGUGCAUUUUAGAGGCACAGAACGCGUCACAUUGGUAAUUUUGCGAUACCUUUGUCUACAGGUUUAUACCAGAAAUCAAUGUAUAACUGUCUGCAAACGUAUUUAUGCAUUGGUUUGUCGAAGUCAGCGGAGAAGUUAGUCACGAGCGUUACACAGGAACAUUGCA